AUGCCCCCUCACAACAAUGUAGCCGUGAAUAUGAUGGAAGCUGACAAUGGAAGGAGAUUGAUGUCCUGUGUGGACGAGUUAAAAAUACCACCCAUCGAGAUCAAGAAUGCUUCAAUAAGGGAUAAUGCCUUUCCCAUUUGUAGUAAUGACUGUGAACACUGUCUGAUUAACCCGCAACAAUGUAGAACGUUGAAGUCUGUCAUACAACAAUUAAUGGACCAAGGGAUUUUGGUGGUAGACUUCCCAUCCACAAAAGAAGAUGUGUCUACCCUCGAGAUACCAUACGACGAAGUCCCUCCUCUGCAAAUUCCAUAUGACUUCUCUCAGUUAACUCUGUCAACAAAUCCUGUUACUCCAAUCAUAAUAAUAGUUCCCACACCAUUGUCGUAUGUUGACACCAAGGUAGUCCCAUGGAUGUAUGACACCUCAAUCUACAUUCAUGGUCAGAAGAUUCAAGAAGAACCAUUGAAGUCUAGUGAUCCAAUGAACAAUAUCACCGACACUGACAAAAUUACGAGAAGUAGGAGGAUAUUUACGCUGACACCCACUCCAAUUGGAACUAUCAAUCCUUCAACUUCAGACAAAGGCAAAAAAAUUGACGGAGCUCAGCAAAGACAAGACCCUGCACCUUUCAAUGAAGUAGACGAGUUCUUACGCAUUAUCAAGAAGAGCGAUUGUCGAGUAGUUGAUCAGCUUAAUCAGACACCCUCGAAGAUCUCAAUGUUGUCUUUAUUAAUGUGCUCGGAGGCCCAUAAGGAUGCUUUGGUAAAAUUUCUGAGGACAACUCAUAUACCGCAAGAGAUCUCAGUUUACACAGUCCUAUCAAGAGUUUUGGUAGACACUGGGUCUUCCCUCAAUGUGAUUCCUAAGAGAUCUUUUGCUAAGCUAACUGUUGAAGGACUUGUAAUGAAGCCGAGUGAGCUUAUAAUAAGAGCAUUUGAUGGGACUAGGAGGACUGUAAUCGGUGAGGUGAAUUUUCCUAUGAAGAUUGCUCCCCAUACUUUACUUAUCACUUUCUUCAUAAUAGACAUCUAUCCAACUUAUAGUUGUCUGCUUGGAAGGACUUGGAUCCAUUCAGCUGGUGCAGUCACUUCAACGCUCCACCAAAAAUUGAAAUUCAUAUCUGAUGAUAAACUAGUUAUUGUCGAGGGUGAGGAGGAUAUUAUGGUAAGUCACCUUGCAUCUUUCCGAUACGUUGAAGGAGAAGGGGAGAUGAGGGAAAUCCCAUUCCAGUCAUUCGAAGGUAUCAAUGUUGAAAUGGUUUGCCCAGCAAAGGAUGAAUCAAAAGAUGCCAAAUCUCCAAUGGCAUCUCUUAAGGACUCCCUGACCAUCAUAAAGGAUGGACACCCCAAGGAUGGGGAAGAUUGCUUGAACUUCCUGCCAAUAAGGACCGUACCGGUUUAG
Molecule: messenger RNA, 1404 nt
Organism: Lathyrus oleraceus (garden pea)
Lineage: Eukaryota; Viridiplantae; Streptophyta; Magnoliopsida; Fabales; Fabaceae
Exons: 2
Coding region: 1-1404 (467 amino acids)
Biological process (GO): proteolysis
Molecular function (GO): aspartic-type endopeptidase activity
Source: RefSeq, a predicted model, not a curated record